Xylaria bambusicola is the source of this 3033-nucleotide messenger RNA. RefSeq names its product ankyrin repeat-containing domain protein. The record is from RefSeq and is a predicted model, not a curated record. The transcript has 5 exons. The coding region runs from base 221 to 2770 and encodes 849 amino acids. Gene Ontology annotation, molecular function: protein binding. NCBI's taxonomy places the organism in Eukaryota, Fungi, Ascomycota, Sordariomycetes, Xylariales, Xylariaceae.
ACUCAGGCUGUCAGUUCUCCUCAUUUCCAUAUUCCUCAUUUUAUUCGCUUUUGUGCUUUCGAUGUAGCAUUGAAUAUGAUCGCAGCCGACCGACUGCUGAACCACAUGUACCCAACAGCAACUGAAAGAUACUGCUGACGAGCAUAUGAGCGCCAGCUGAGAGAGGCGGGGCAGACGGUGUCUAAAUCGAGACUCGCCGAGGACUGACCAGCCUUGCCAAAUGGACCCCGUCACCGUCAUUGGUUUGGUGUCAUCAAUCGUUCAGCUCAUUGAGGCAGCCAACAAGGUUAAAGACAUCCUCGAGGCCUUCAGAGAUGGAGAUAAGGAGCUUAUAGCGUUACGGAACGAUGUUGCUGCUUUCAUGGAGGCCCUUUGUGGAUUCGACCGGAUCUUGCGGAGCCGCCAUACGAUACACCGCGUUUCUAGCCCUGUUCUCGAGGAUGUGUUGAGGAAUUCCAUGGAGAUUGUUCUCGAACUCAGGGACCGACUGUUACAGUUGUCGAGCUCGAGCCUGUCUCCUGUGCGGAGAGCGAAAUGGGUCCAGCACAAAUCGGCUCUCAAGAGGUUGCACGGCAAGGUAAGGGAGAAGAUAGCCAUGCUGCACACGUUUCUAUCCAUCACGCAAGCCGAGACCUUCUUGACCAUAGCGAGCCAGUAUCCAGAUUUCAUGAUAUUCGAAUCCGCGCGCCUGGCGGCGACAGCUGAAAGCGAAGCAAGCAAAAUUCAACCAAUUGACCCUUCUCGCUUGCACGUAACCUCCCCCGGGAGGUAUGCGAGAAAGAAUAGUGUGAGCUCGGAUGAAAGGGGUAGUAGUGUGUCAGAUACUGCGUCGUACAUGGAAAGACUCUCCGUUUUUAGUUCGGCAGCUAGCAUCGAGAGUUAUACGACCGUAGGCUCGGCGAAUUCAACUCAUGGCCUAGGAUGUAAAGGCAAUGACCCGGAGAAGUUGUCCCUGACGACAACCAACUCCUCUCAACAGGCAAUACAGCCGGUCUCCCAGGAUAUGUUUAUUCUUCGUAAAUCAUGCCGUUAUAAUUGUCGCUGCGCAUGCCAUGAGGAGAUGGCGGAUGAGCCACGGCGUCGCUUCGGCCGCUCAAAACCUCGAAAAAUAGAAUGUACCGAUGCUAUCUGCCUAGGGAAUGAGAUGGUACCGAAUAGUUCUAAAGAGUAUUCGUCGUUAUUUCGCUCAGCCCUUUCCAAAGCCACAUCGACGAGAGUGAUUCAAGUGCGAUAUGACCUCCAGUCGUUCCGAAUGGUCCCUAAUGGAUCCAAUGCAGUGCGUUACGUAAAUCACGGCAACCUCCCGAAACUGAAGGAAUGCAUCGAGUCAGGAGAAGCGACUAUAUGGGAUACAACCCUCGAUGGCUGGUCACUGCUUCAUUCUGCGGCCUACCAUAGCCAUGCACAUAUUGUCAAGUACUUGCUAGACCUCGGCGUGGCGACUUCAACUGGAGAUGUCGGUUCUAGGACGCCUGCAGAUUUAGCCGUGUUAAAGUCAAUGGGGAAGAGGGAAAACGGAUCUGAGCAAAAGAUCGUGGAGAUUUUCGGGGAGAAGGAUGACGUACUGGCCGAUUUCGAAUUCAAUCCCAUCCAUCUCUGUGUAUUGAACAUGCAUGGGCACCAGCAUUCUGAGAGGCCGUCCUUAGAAGAGCUUUUGGAACUUGUGGACGAUGCCAACAACGCGCCAGUCAGCACCAACUGGACACAGUGGAAGUUGAAGUUCCAAGCCAGAUCCCCUCUUUUCGCAGCGAUUCUCGAGUACUUCAGAGCAUCGGCAUUCGAAAGCCCGAAGGGAACCAAGAUUAUUCACAGCCUAAUUGAUGAAAAGGAUAAGAAAUUCCAUUGGACGCCGUUGCAUUGGGCCGCUUACUCGGGCCGUGUGAAGGAAAUGCGUACCUUGGUGAAAUACGGCGCCAAUUGUAGCAUUCUUUCAAACCUCGGGGCUAACAUCAUUCAUGCGGCUGUCGAGUCUAAGGUCAGCGGGGGCCUAGAGACGGCACUGAAGAUUAGGCACAUGUGCCCAGACGAGUUAGACAUUAACCAGGCCAACAGCUGGGGCGAGACGGCCGUCCAUAUCGCGUCCUGCAUUUCGGCGUCGUGCGUCCAGCUGCUGCUAGACGCUGGGGCCGACCCGAACAUCCAAGAUGAGAACGGCCGGGUAGCGCUCCACUUCGCAGCGUCGUCCGAUCGGGAGGUUGAAAGACCCAAGGUCAUCACGGCACUGUGCAUUGCUAUGGGCGCCAAGCAUAUUAACACACAGGAUCUCCAUGGUCGGCCGCCUCUGUUCGACUAUCUGAACGACCGGGAAUGUGUCGAGACUAUGAUCCAGCACGGCGCCAAAGUCGACGUGACGGACAACGACGGGAAGAACGCGUUCCACCACGCCUGCACCCAGGGAGAGCACGGCGCGCUGGAGGUGAUGCUUAAGAUGACCAACAGCCCAGGUCCGCUAGUAGCGCGAGAUAACCUCGGGAACACGCCCUUAAUAGAAGCGCUUUCAAACUCUAGCGUGGACUGCGCUAUGACGCUCCUGCAGCGGAACGACGUGGGUUCGCUCAUAGGCAAGGAUGGCUGGUCGCCUAUCCACUACGCAACCAAAAUCGGCGAUCCGGAGCUGCUGUAUGCCGUGUGCCGGCACCGGAGCUUCAAGAAAUCAGCCAAGACGCUGGACGGUAAGAGUGCCAAAGUAGUGGCAAUGGAGGCCGAGACCUGGAACGGAAGGAUUAAGGAGUUGAUCCUGGAGCAUGAUUGUUUGGAUUGGGACGAUUAGGCAUGAAGACAUGGCUUGCGCGGUAGAGCUCCUGCAAAUACCGAUGCAGUCAUUGGCGGCUCGCGUCUUGACAUUUGAGAUACCCCGUGAUGUCCAAUAUUUAUACGUGAAAGAUUUCUCUUUGUACAUUAGCAAAAGGGUCUCUUCAAUUCCAUUCUAUGAUACUUUACUAUGACUUAGCCUCCAACAACGAACAGAGGCUUAACACAAUAACUUCUCCUAGAGAGCGGCAGAUACAUACCAAGUUGAAUAGCUUGACGCGC